Molecule: messenger RNA, 1879 nt
Organism: Schizophyllum commune H4-8
Lineage: Eukaryota; Fungi; Basidiomycota; Agaricomycetes; Agaricales; Schizophyllaceae
Exons: 3
Coding region: 95-1516 (473 amino acids)
Source: RefSeq, a predicted model, not a curated record
GCACGGUCUCCUUCUGGCGCAAAUUCAGUCUCGCAUAUAGUGAACGAUAAGAAGUCCCUCAUCAGGAUAAUCUCCUUUGUUUUGCAGUACGAAUAUGGUUCUUCCCACCUUCAAGUCUUCCUCCGUCUCCGUUUGUCUCUGCCACGACUGCGGCACCACCACCUCUCGCGACACUCUGUCUAUACCUCUGGACGCCAUCAGGUCGUACAUACCCCUAACCGCCUCUCAAGCCCAAGAUGUCCAUCGCGCAAGUGAGGCGGACCUUGCGUCGAUCUCCGCAAUCGCCGAAGCUAUCUCUCGGACCCGAGUUAUCCUCGAAAAUCUGCGCGCUAAGCAGGACGCCCUCGUCGAGAGCCUGGCGCGCAAGCGCGCGCUCCUGUCGCCAAUCCGACGACUACCACUCGAGCUCCUGAGCACUAUCAUCUCUCUCGCCGUCACUCGCGCCUUCCGUCACAAGCGCGAUAGCUCGCUCGCCCUUCGUCAUCCGGUACUGCGCGUAUGCCAGCGCUGGCGUGCUCUUGCGCGCGCUACACCGCAGCUCUGGGCCGAUAUCGUCCUCUUCCCGCGAUAUGAUCACAGCUGGAGCUACACGCUUCGAGAAUGCCUGCAAUUAUCGGACCCCCUCCCUGUCGAUGUCAGAAUCAAUGAACAUUGCGCUCCGUGGCACGGCAGUGAUUUCUCUUUCGCACCCUUCCUCAAUUACGAUAAAUCCGAAUGGCAACACGCUGCAGACGCUGUGCUCAGAGCUGCGUCACGAUGGCGAUCCUUGGCUCUAGACGAAUUCGAACUUCCGAAUGAACAAAGCUCCUCCUCGCCGCCGCUCUCUGAGAUCGGAGAAGUCGACCUCACACCUGUACUCGCCAGCAACCCAAGAGUGCUUCUCGGCCAAUGUCUCGGUCUAUCUCGCUUGUAUCUCGCUAAUGUCGACCCUGCCGCUCUUCCCCUGACCUGGGCUCAACUCAGGGAGAUCUCGCUAUGGAUGGUGGCCCGGUGCUCAUCUGGUGACCUGACUACUUGCAUCGACACCCUACGUCUAUGCCCGAAUCUGCAAGUACUCGCCAUCACAGCGCGUGGCUACAGGUACCAGCAGCAGGACGAAGUUCGUCUCUGCUUUGCCAAUCUGCGCGUCCUCGAACUGCGGUAUCAUGCUUCGUGGCUCCUCGACCGCGUCAUCUUGCAGGAACUCAGACUCGCCAAUCCUCACUCGUUGACAGGCCAGGUCUACUUCCGCAGCUCACGCGACUGCGCCUGUGAUCAUCGAGGGGUUAGACAACCGGAGACGGAGGAUGCGACGAGGAUCGUCGAGAUUGAGGCGCAUGAAGCUUGUCUCGAUUUCCACUCUCGGCGCGGCGAUCCCUUCCGCCACUCGGGUAUCGGCAUAUACAAGGGAGGCACCGUCAAACUACUACAGCAUCCUCAUGAGGAGGCGGACAAGUUCCUGAUGGACCUUGCGAGGAAUCGCCUUGACUCAGCUGACUGGACGCUGUAUUACGAGGACGAGGACGUUGCGAACUAGGAGGGGAGAUUGAUCUCGACGGCGGUAGCCAAUCGCUGACAUCAGAGACCCAGUACACCGUGAAGGAUAGGGUCUGUCGCUACUUCGUACGCGCACCGAUACGAUAGCACGAAGGAUGACGACACACCUAUAUUGCCAGAUAGGCAGAUGAUGGGGACAGAUGCUGCCCGACGUUGCUCCUAAGGUAAAAGGAUAUGUACGACAAGACACCCACAGCCCAAUAGAUAUGUUGUACAUACUCUUCACGACGGGUCUUGAACACAACAUACGAGACGCAGAGCGACGAGGGAUGGGCGCUCGCCUUGCUUUAGACUGCAUACUUCGCGAUUACUUGAUGAUAUGCAUGUCGACGUUGUGAACCAG